AUGAGACUUGGAGCUGAUCCACUUUACAUGGGUGCAUUGCACCACAAAGACGUGCUUCACGUUAAUGAAGGGAAUGAUUUAUUAUUAUCAUGCAGUGUACUUGGUCGACCUACACCAAUUAUCUCAUGGUUCGUUAAUCAAACAGAAAUAAAAAAUCCAUGGAAAGUUAAAACAGGACGUGGAAUUAUUCAGCAGUCAAGAUAUUUAUCAAAACUCCAGCUGAGCAAUGUACACACAACUGACAGUGCUAAUUAUACUUGCGUAGCGGAGAAUCUGAACGGUGAUAUACAUAAAUCAGUACAAGUGAUUGUUAAGCCUACAACAACACUUCCACCGCCAACAGUAACUCUGAUCACCACACCGGAAAUAGCAAUAACUCCUCCCAUACAUCCUUGUAUUGGCUAUUGUGACAAAGGACAAUGCUAUAUGAUAGAUGGGAAACCGUACUGCAGAUGCUAUCCACAAUAUUUGGGUGAACACUGUGAGGUAGUGCAUUCGUCAAAAUUUGCUUAA
Messenger RNA from Heterobilharzia americana, 513 nucleotides. NCBI's taxonomy places the organism in Eukaryota, Metazoa, Platyhelminthes, Trematoda, Strigeidida, Schistosomatidae. The record is from the annotation of a GenBank genome assembly.